Nicotiana tabacum (common tobacco) is the source of this 2182-nucleotide messenger RNA. The record is from RefSeq and is a predicted model, not a curated record. NCBI's taxonomy places the organism in Eukaryota, Viridiplantae, Streptophyta, Magnoliopsida, Solanales, Solanaceae.
UUCAUGCCUGUGCAAAUUUCCAAGGCGUUGUUGUUGUGUUAGUAUAAUUAGGCUAUAAUAUAUGAAGUGAUAUGGAAAUAUGUAACAAGACUUUGUAACUUGCAUCUUUCUUUUCAUGUUAAAUUUACUUGAAUAAGUUUUAGAAACGUAGAGAUAAGUGGUUGGCAUCAAACAUGCCAUAAAAUUUACAGAUGGAUGCAGAUAAAUGAGUUGUUAAAAUUUUGUAAUUUUUCCUUCAGCACAUUUGGUGAUUGAUUUUUGCUUGGAACAAUGAUUUAAUUCAGUUAUUUUUCCUUAUCAGCAACCAAGGUACAAUACCAAAAUCUUGCUGGAAAAAUCAUAUUAUUUUACCAUGAUAAUUUUACCUUGGUGUUGUAUUAUAUGAUGUGUUAGAAGAAAAUGAAAAAUAACUUAUCUCCAACUGAAUGGCACCAAGAUUCCAAGCAUGUUCCUGGAGAAAGUCUGAUGUCGACCUGUUAAAUUUGGAUCUACUGAAUAAACAACGGAAAUUUAGCCUUUGUGAUCUACAUUACGAGGAUAAUGGGUGGGGAAUUGUUGACGUUUCUCUUACGUUCAGUACAACCAACACACUUGCAGAAGAAGUUCAGCACCGUAAGAGUCUACAUAAUACAUGGAGCAUAGAUUAACCAUUGAUAGGAUCACUCCACAAACAAAAGAGUGGACGUCAAAGGUACAACUCAUUGAGAAGCCUCGACCAAGGCAAAGUAAAGAUGGAAAGACGCGAUUCCAGAUUGUUGUUGUCCGAGACGAAAGAGAAGAGCAAGUAGCCGCUAUUCUAUACGGGGAAGACAUAGAAAGUAUGCAGACAACUUCACCCCGUUUUCCACUUACUUGAUAUCUACUGCAAAAGUGAGAGUUCCUUUACCCUACGGAGUACCUAUCAACCGUUUUGAAUGGGUUAUUGAUAAAUUUACUAUCGUCAAAGAGGUGAAAGAUGCUAACAUAUAAGACCCACUGCUCCCACCUCCGACGAGGUUGAAUACUGUACCCUUUGCAUAUUUGCACGAGCAACAGCGAAAUAUGGAAUUUGAUAACCAUUAUUUUACGCGUAAUACCUUCUGACAAUUAAAUUUAUUUGUAUCCUUACAUUCUGAGAUCGUGUACAUUGGUCUAAAUUAUAAGUCGCUUGCAAUGUCCACUACACAGACAUAAUUGCCAUUGUGGUGAACUGUGGCUCGAUAAAGUAUGUUGGCGCUAACAAUAGCAAAUGUCGUGAAAUCACCAUAAUGGAUACCAAUAUGAGGCCUACUAUCCUUACGCUGUGGGAAGACUUCGUCGAUGCUGAUGGAAGCAUCCUCGCUGCAGAGGUUGCUUAAUAUCCAGUAAUUGUAGCAAAACGAAUUACGCGAACUACCUAUGCUGGAUUAUCAUUGUCGACAAGGUACAAUUCGGUCAUACUGAUAAAUCUACCAUAUCCUCAAGUUGGAAGACUUCUAAACUGGGUCAGAGACAACCGACCAAGAAUUAUGAGAUACAGUCAGCAGGCAGUAGAUUCGUCUCUUAUGCUUGCGGCAGAAUACAAUGAUACUGUCCCAAUUGCUGAUAUCCAGUCACAACCUCAUAUACAACUCUUUUACGUGGAAGGUAAAUUAUCAUUGCCGACUGAUGACCAAGAUUUUUAUGAAUUACUGUGUUCCCACUACGGGCAGCAGUACAGAACUCAUUCGCCGAAAAUUAUUCAUUGUGCGAGCUGCAAACAACAUGCGAUGUUAACACCCAGAGCACGCUUUGAGGUUGUAAUGACAGGUGGCAGUGGAUCAGUUGUUGCAACAUUAAUAGGCGAAUUAGGAGAGAAAUUUCUUGAUAUAACCGCCGCAGAUAUCUGUGAAAUCUCAGUUAAGGACCAACCAUUACCUCUUGAACACGUUCGACAGCGUCUUCCUUAUAAACUCUUCAAGAUACAACUGAGAAAAACAUUUUCUAGAACUUCUGAUCCGCGGUUGUUCAUUGUGUCCUACUAUGUGAAGGAAGAUUUGUUUCAAUUGCCCGCACCAGUAGCUUCUGAAGAAAUUGGAGAGAGCAGUAACACUAAAUUGGAAAAUGUUGACCUGAAGAAAGAGAUAGAAAAUGAAGGCAGCAGUCAGUUGAAUGUGGAACAAGUUACACCCAUAGAAGAGCUGAAGACCACGUUAACUACAGAAGGUGGCUCUUCUACCAAGAG